Durusdinium trenchii is the source of this 435-nucleotide messenger RNA. NCBI's taxonomy places the organism in Eukaryota, Dinophyceae, Suessiales, Symbiodiniaceae. The record is from the annotation of a GenBank genome assembly.
AUGGGUUUUCUUGGUGGUGGCACCAUUAUUUCCUAUGGCACAGUUUGCUUUGUUUUUUGGUUGCGUGCAGCCGCACACCCCUGCGAAUCAGAGGUGCAAAGUGCCUGCCCCGAGCGAGCCAGCUCCGAACUAGCCAGGUGUCUCAAAGACAAAUCGGAGCACGAAAGUCCUACAGAGAUUUCAUCCGCAUGUGCGGAUUUCAUAGCGCUGAAUGUGGCAUGCGCAGAUGACAUCGUAAAGUCCUGUGAUGAGGCCUUCUUUACUGAAGACACUGCCUUGUGCCUUUCAACAUGGACUGCGAAGGAAGACUUGACACCAAAGUGUGCAGGAGUGCUAGAUUGGGCUUUGCCAAAGAGUCAGGCCUCAGACGAUGAAGCGCCAACCGAUGAGCUGGGCAUGUCAGAAAAGGACUAUGCCGAGAAGCAAGAGUGGCGG